Messenger RNA from Naegleria fowleri, 210 nucleotides. RefSeq lists its product as uncharacterized. The record is from RefSeq and is a predicted model, not a curated record. Bases 1 to 210 code for a protein of 69 amino acids. The transcript is spliced from 2 exons. Lineage: Eukaryota; Heterolobosea; Eutetramitea; Acrasida; Naegleriidae.
AUGUCAGCUAUUGGAGAAAGUUUAGGAUUAGGUGAUACAUUCUUUUUGGAUCCAAAUUUUGAGACUAUUGUCACUCCUUUGGAAGAAUUGGCAAUUCAUGAAGAGGAUAAAAAGAAGUUUCCUCCAAUUCGAUAUGGGGAUUAUAUUCUAGCAAAAGUAUUUGCAGUGUUUCCAGAGUUGAAAGAUAAUGCUUUGAAAUUUAAUGAAUAG